This is a messenger RNA of Benincasa hispida (wax gourd), 939 nucleotides long. The record is from RefSeq and is a predicted model, not a curated record. NCBI's taxonomy places the organism in Eukaryota, Viridiplantae, Streptophyta, Magnoliopsida, Cucurbitales, Cucurbitaceae.
AUGUGGGCGGAAUUAUCCUCCCUGGCUGAGAAAUUCGAUGAUCCCUGGUGUAUUGGUGAGAAUUUCAACAGCAUUCGAAGAAGACAUGAGAGAUUCCCAGUAGGAAGAGCAACAAGGGAUAUGAAUAACUUCAACAAGUUCAUCAGGUUAAACAAUCUGCUGGAAUUUCCACUCUCAAAUGGCCAAUUCACUUGGUCUAGGGAAGGUGAUGUUGCUUCCAAAUCUCUCCUAGACCAUUUUCUUGUAUCAAGCACAUGGGAAGAUGUUUUCGAUAAUUCAAGGGUUGCAAGACAAGCUAGAACCAUGUCAGAUCACUUUCCUCUUACCUUAGAAGCAGGAGCAUUUGAGUGGGGGCCCUCAUCGUUUCGUUUUUGUAACAGUUGGUUGAACAAUAAGGAGUCCUGUAAAUUGAUUGAAAAAUCUCUAAAAAAGAAGGAAAAUCAUCAAUGGGCAGCUACUCUCUCCACAAAUUUGAGAAAAACUAAAUCAGCUCUUAAGAAAUGGUUUCAUGAAUUUGGGAAAGAGAUGAAGUUGAAAGAGGAAAGUUUACUAAAUGAACUUCAAAGAAAAGACUCACUGACAGUAGAUGUUUCUUCACAGAUUAGGGUUGAUGAUGCAUCCUAUUCCUUGAAAGCAGACCUGCUGGCAUUAUACCAACUGGAAGAAAAAAGUCUAAUUCAAAAAUGCAAGUUAAAAUGGUUAAAAGAAGGGGAUGAGAAUACCUCUUUCUUCCAUAGAUUCCUUUCUACUAGAAAAAGAAAAAAUUUGUUUGCAAAAUUGCUCAAUGACCAAGACCUUCCAACCAGAUUCACCCGGGACAUUGAAGAUAUCAUUUUGGGCUUUUACUCCUUAUUGUACUCAAAAAGUGAUGGUCCUCGGGCCAUUCCCUUAACCUUGACUGGUCUAGAGUCUCAAGAAGCCAAAAUGAGCAGCUGGUAG